ACCACCGUGUGUCCUUGAGUAGAGGUGCCCUAAACAUGAUGUAAACCACAGAUGGACUGAAGGUGAUACAAAUUCUAAAAUCACAGGGCACUUUCAAAAGAAAAGAUAAAAUAGCACAGAGAUUCCCAUCGACCGGGCAGGCAGCUGACAUUCCCAUAAAAUCCAGAUUCACCCUAGCUAACGGUGUUGACAUCUGCGACAGCUGCUUUAGCAAGGACACGUCCAGAAGGCAAAGUAGAGGAGCUGGUUGGAGGUACUAUCCUCCCCAUCACCUCCUAAGGCACCCAGGAUGAGGUGGCAGCCAGGCCAUCGCGGGCAAGGGCCCUUCGAAGGCUGAUGUGUGUCUGGCAGCUAUGCACACUGUGUCUGCAGUGGUGGCCGCAUGCUUGGCUGGGGAGGUGCUUGCUACAGCGUGGGGUGGGGCAGGCAGGCCUUGGGCCCAGUGCUGGCCAAGGUCCUGGGCUGUAAUGAUGGUGUCUUCUUCUGUGACCAGACGUGUGACCGCAUCAAGCAGUCGGCCAGCGGGACCAAGCGCCGCGUGUUCAUCAUCGAGACCAUGGGGGGCUACUGUGGCUACCUGGCCAACAUGGGAGGGCUCGCAGCUGGCGCAGACGCUGCCUACAUUUUUGAAGAGCCAUUUGAUAUCAGGGACCUGCAGUCCAAUGUAGAACACCUGACGGAGAAAAUGAAGACCACCAUUCAGAGGGGUCUUGUGCUCAGAAACGAGAGCUGCAGUGAAAAUUACACCACCGACUUCAUUUACCAGCUCUAUUCGGAGGAGGGUAAAGGGGUGUUCGACUGCAGGAAGAACGUGCUGGGCCACAUGCAGCAGGGCGGAGCACCCUCUCCUUUUGAUAGAAACUUCGGGACCAAAAUCUCAGCCAGAGCUAUGCAGUGGAUCACCACAAAGCUGAAGGAGUCCCAGGGGAAAGGAAGAAAAUUUGUUACUGAUGAUUCCAUUUGUGUGCUGGGGAUAAGCAAAAGAAACCUCCUUUUUCAACCUGUGACAGAGCUGAAGAAGGAGACAGAUUUUGAGCACAGAAUUCCCAAAGAACAGUGGUGGCUCAAACUGCGGCCUCUCAUGAAAAUCCUGGCCAAAUACAAGACAAGCUACGACGUGUCCGACUCUGGCCAGCUGGAGCACCUGCAUCACCCCCGCAGCUCCCACGGGGAGCCUGCCGCCAUCUGAACUGCAUGCGCUGCUCGCCCACCCCCACACAUUCAUCCAGUGAGGCCUGAAACCUACCGCGGACCGUCCUGUUUUGUAACACUUAAGUUAUUUAUCAGCACUUUACGCAAGCAUUGACAUUCAGACCUAAUAAAGCACUGGUCACCAACAUUGUUCUGAUCCCAGUCAGGUCCUAAGAGAUUGUCUACUGUUCCUCGAUCUAUGCUUUAAAAUGUGUGUGUCUACUAGAAUUAAACAUUUGGCUGAAACUCCCAA
Galeopterus variegatus (Sunda flying lemur) is the source of this 1444-nucleotide messenger RNA. RefSeq names its product 6-phosphofructokinase type C-like. Gene Ontology annotation, molecular function: monosaccharide binding; identical protein binding; fructose-6-phosphate binding. Gene Ontology annotation, biological process: fructose 6-phosphate metabolic process; canonical glycolysis; fructose 1,6-bisphosphate metabolic process. The coding region runs from base 383 to 1189 and encodes 268 amino acids. Gene Ontology annotation, cellular component: 6-phosphofructokinase complex; membrane. The record is from RefSeq and is a predicted model, not a curated record. NCBI's taxonomy places the organism in Eukaryota, Metazoa, Chordata, Mammalia, Dermoptera, Cynocephalidae. The transcript is spliced from 6 exons.